AUGUCGAAAACACUGCCGAAAGGGCUCUAUACCCCCCUCCCCGUCUUUUUUAACGCCGAAGAUGAAAUAGAUGUUACUGCGCCAGGAAUUUUACCUGUUGUUUCGGCUAGCAUGGGAGAGGCAGUACACUUGACGCCGCAAGAGCGUAUCAAGUUAAUACAGACACUCCGAAGUGCCCUCAACUCAAUUGAUCUUCAAAACACUCCAAUUGUCGUUGGAGUCGGUGGAAACAGCACUCGCGAGACAAUUCAGCUGGCUCGUGAUGCUGCCGCAGCAGGUGCGGACUUUGCUCUUGUUAUCGCUCCGGGAUAUUGGGCCGGUUACCUUAAAGGAAACCCAGCAGCAACUAAAAGUUUUUUUGUCGAUGUUGCUGCUGGAUCCCCGAUUCCAGUAGUUAUCUACAAUUUCCCUCCCGUGGCCGCAGGAAUUGAUUUGGAAAGUGAUGACGUGGCUGAAAUUGCACGGCUUGCACCAAACAUCUGCGGUAUCAUGCUAUCGUGUGGCAAUGUUGGUAAGCUGGCAAGAGUUGCAGCCUUGCUCGAUGGCACUUCUUUUACAACAUUGGCUGGCCUAAUCGAUUUCCUCCUCCCCUCUGUGGUCGUCGGCUCCGCUGGUGCUAUUAGCCCGCUGCCCAAUAUUGCACCGAAAUUCUCAAUGAAAUUGUGGGAAUUAACGCAGAGUCUUCAAAGCAAGGCAGAUCUCGAGGCAGCACAAAAGGUUCAGGGCAUUGCUUCUCUAGCAGAGUCUGCUUUAUUGAAGAGCGGAGUUCCUGGCUUGAAAGGCUUGCUGAGCAAGCAGUUUGGAUAUCCCGCGACACCAAGAUUGCCGCUACUGGCCCAGAGCGAUGUGGCUACAUUGUCCCAAAAUAAAUACAUAAGCAAUGUUUUAGCAUUAGAGAAGACGUCAUAG
Trichoderma virens Gv29-8 is the source of this 909-nucleotide messenger RNA. RefSeq lists its product as uncharacterized. The transcript has 7 exons. Gene Ontology annotation, molecular function: 4-hydroxy-tetrahydrodipicolinate synthase activity. Lineage: Eukaryota; Fungi; Ascomycota; Sordariomycetes; Hypocreales; Hypocreaceae. The record is from RefSeq and is a predicted model, not a curated record. Bases 1 to 909 code for a protein of 302 amino acids.